AUGCUCGACUGCCAGCUCGAGAACGAGGGCAACCCCGACGCCCGCCGCAACAGGGAGCGCAUGCGCAUAAAGGGCUUCCGCGAGCACAUGGAGAUCCAGCGCGUAAAGCAGCUCGACAAGCAGGGACCCGACAGCUGGUUCGUCCGCAAGUUCGCCGUCGGCAUCGUCGCCGCCGUCUUUGCCUACUCGUACUACGUCUACGUCGUCCGCCUGUGCAUCCCGAUGGUCCGCAUGGACGACUCGCGCCUCGGGGCGAGGGCUCAAGGUCUCGCCUAUCUCGUCAUCUACCACUUCCUCUUUGUCAUGUUCGUCUGGUCCUACGUCGUCGCCGUCUACACCCAGCCGGGUUACGCGCGAGAUUUUGUCCCCAAGACCGGCCCGCCUCAAGCCGAAGAGCGCUACAUCGACGUCGUCGCCGGUCAGCCGUUCGAGCAGCAGCAGUCGGAGGACCGCACCUUCCACCACGCUCGGCGAGGGCGGCGCGAGUCGGUUGAGGGGGACAGUGCGGCGGGCAUGGACGAGCGCGAGAGCGUGCAGGAGGGGACCGAGACGGACACGAUUGAGAUGCGCGAGCGCAGGCGGCGCUCGCUCGCGCCGAGCGCCGCCGACGAGGAGGACCGGCUCGCCCAGGAGGACGGCGGCACGGCGGCGCUCGGGCCCGACAUCGCGUCGGCCAUCCUCCAGGGCACACGGCCGCCCUCCCUCAACGCCGCCGUGCCGCCUCUCGACCAGGACGAGCGUGACCGCUGCCAGUCGACCGCCUCCACGACGCUCGGCCCGUCCUCGGACCGCUCGGCCCUCGCCUCCCCGCCCAAGGCGCACCUCCGCGCCCGCACCCCUACCCGUCCCGAAUCUUCGCCCGACGGCGCUCUACCUCGACCCUCUCGCUCGUCCGGCGCGCCCUCGUACCUCGCCUUUCCCGAGCCGCCCGACGACUACGAGCCGCCCAAGCGUUUGCCCGUCGAGCGCAUCCCGCGCAACGCGCCCGUCUUGACCGAGCAGUACCGGUACGACGCGCGAGAGGGCCUCGUCCGGCCGUACCGCAGCCACCGGUGCAGGCACUGUGCGGCCGUCGUCCUCAAGAUGGACCAUCACUGCCCUUGGGUCGGCACCUGCGUCGGCGCGCACAACUACAAGUACUUCUACAACUUCCUCCAGUACUCGUCAACUUACACCCUCUUUGUGUGGCUCACGCUCGUCAUCGCGCAAACCCUCCCGCUCGGCACCUUCUCGCCCUCGACCGGCCGGCCGUACCCGGGCGUCGACGGGCAGCAGGUCGCCAUCAUCGCGCUCGCGUUCCUCUUCUGGCUCUUCACGUUCGCCCUCUUUGCCGCACACACUCGCCUCGUCCUGCGCAACAUGACGACGAUCGAGGAGAUCGGCAUGAACCGCACCAAGCAGCGCGAGCGGGCGGCGCUCAACCAGCACUACGGCUUCUGGCAGUUCAGGGCAAAGAGGGCCAACCGGCGCGAGUGGGACAAGCAGUGGGGGAACAUCGCGACCGAGGGCAACCUGUGGUGGCUCGGGUCCAAGCGCGCCAACUGGGAGAUGGUCAUGGGGAUGCACAAGCUCGGGUGGUUCUUGCCCAUCUCGGCGAAGCCUCGCGGCGACGAUGGGCUGAGCUACGUGCCCAACCCGCGAUUCAGCGACAAGGGCGAGUGGAGGAUGCGGCGCGAGUGGCCCAAGGAGUUGCAGUGAGCGGGUCGUUGCAGCUCUCCCUAUCCUCACAGAGACUCUCGCCUUCCUUUUUGUUGUCCUUCUACUCGCACCUGCAACACAUCCUGCUGCUUCGCAA
Messenger RNA from Rhodotorula graminis WP1, 1795 nucleotides. RefSeq lists its product as uncharacterized. The coding region runs from base 1 to 1698 and encodes 565 amino acids. The record is from RefSeq and is a predicted model, not a curated record. Gene Ontology annotation, biological process: protein targeting to membrane; peptidyl-L-cysteine S-palmitoylation. Gene Ontology annotation, cellular component: Golgi apparatus; endoplasmic reticulum. Gene Ontology annotation, molecular function: protein-cysteine S-palmitoyltransferase activity. The transcript has 8 exons. NCBI's taxonomy places the organism in Eukaryota, Fungi, Basidiomycota, Microbotryomycetes, Sporidiobolales, Sporidiobolaceae.